Molecule: messenger RNA, 1441 nt
Organism: Dufourea novaeangliae
Lineage: Eukaryota; Metazoa; Arthropoda; Insecta; Hymenoptera; Halictidae
Product: 28S ribosomal protein S27, mitochondrial
Exons: 2
Coding region: 77-1435 (452 amino acids)
Cellular component (GO): mitochondrion
Source: RefSeq, a predicted model, not a curated record
ACCUAUCAAAUAUCUAACAAAACUUAGAAAGAAUAUUGUAUGAAGCUAUGAAUCACUGACAAUAAAAAAACGCAUAAUGUUAAAAACAUUGAGAUGCGGAAGAAGAAGCUACCGUGUAUUGCAAGACACGGUAGUACCCAGAAGAUUAUUUUUGUCUGAAGCGUACCGGUGUGACGAAGCAUGGCAAGCACGGCUUCAGGCCCCAUUACUGCAGAAAAUUCACCCCGAAAACUUUUUCUUGGAAUUAGAACAGAAGCAAAAUGUGCAAGGAAAAGUCAGCGCGGUUGAUGUUGACAUGUUCGCGAACGCGAUAAUCGAGAAAUAUCAAGUGAAGGAAUUGUUAUCCUUACUUCACAAUUUGCGGUGUAGCAGUGAAACAUCGAAUACAUUAGAGUCAACACAUCACGCUGUUAUAAAAUAUUUGUUGAAUAAUGAUUGUACGGAAGAACUUGUAUAUGUCUUACAUGAUAGACUUAAUUAUGGCAUUUUUCCGGACCAUCACUGUUACAAUGUACUUAUGGACAAAUAUAUAAAGGCAAAAGACUAUGCUAAUGCUGCAAAAAUUGCUGUUUUACCCAUGUUACAAGAAGACUUCGAUAAUCCAAUCACUAACACAUUAUGCUUAUACUCUUGUUACAAACAUUUGGAUAAACCCAAUGAUUGGCCAGAACCACCAGCCCCAGUGGAUGAUUCCAAAGAAGAAAUCAAGAUACGUGUAAAAUAUCUUAGGAAUCCUUUCUUCGAUGAUCAUUUUGAUAUUACAAAUCCACGUGAUUUAGUUGGAAAAACAUUGGCUUUUUAUGGUAAACAUAUGAAUAAUACAUUAGGAAGAACAUGUCAGUUAAGAGGUUUAAUGUUAUAUAGAAAGUAUGAUGAUAUAAGAAAUCUAAUGGAUCAAUGGUUGAACAAUGUAAAACACAAUGUUCUUUAUGAAGAAGUUUUAGAUUUAAUAAAGAAGGAUACUGAAAACUUUCCUGAAACCGAAAACAGCAGUCAGAUUGAGAACAUAAUGUCUAAUCUAAGCAACUUCAAAAGUGAAAAUUUCAGUACAGGUAAUGUAACUGAAGUAUUAGAAAAUGAAGUCAAGUCUGCAAUUGAUAAACAGGCUGAUACAGAUAUAGCUGAACAGUUAAAGAAAUACAUUGAGUGGGAGAAGCUCAGAGAGAAAGUACUAGAGAGCCAAAUACAAAAAAUAAAAGUGCAAGCUAGACUGGAAAAUAUACAGAAAAUAAAGAAAGAGAUACAACAGAAGGAAAUGAUUUUGACAUUCUUUGAUAAGGAAGAGGAAAUAGAAUUGAAAAUAUUGCAAUUACAAGCAGAAGAGAAGGCGGAAAUGGAUCGCGUUCUUGGAAUGUAUAAUGCAGAAACGAAACUCAAAAAAUUGGAAGAAGAAGAAGAAUAUGUACCACCAACAAUUGGAAAGGCGAGCAAUUGAAUGUCU